AGUGCAAGCCAAUCCUUCAUCAAGCCUUGACCAAUGUAACGAACGUCGACGGCAUACACUUUGAAAACAACGCGCCACGCGACUACGGAAUGCCCAAAUAAUCAACAAGUAUCACCGUGAAUUGUAUACAUCCCCUCCAAUAAAAAUGGGACAAUUUUCGUUUUAUUUUUUUGCCGCGAGUGUUACCGUGGUGUGUGCAUACUCUUGGCCAAGUGACGAAACCACGACGCGAAGUUCGCAGUUUAAAGAUUUCCAUACGGAUCCGCUGGUAGUUGAAACUAGUAGCGGUUUAGUGCGUGGUUAUUCAAAGACAGUUCUAGGACGCGAAGUACAUGUUUUUACGGGCAUACCAUUCGCGAAACCGCCUGUCGAUCAGCUCAGGUUUAAGAGACCCGUGCCCAUAGAUCCUUGGCAUGGAAUUCUUGACGCCAACAAGUUGCCCAAUUCGUGUUUUCAAGAACGGUAUGAAUAUUUCCCGGGCUUUGAGGGCGAAGAAAUGUGGAAUCCUAAUACAAAUAUUUCCGAAGAUUGUCUCUACUUGAAUAUAUGGGUCCCCCAACGCCUGCGCGUUAGGCAUCAUAAUGAUAAGAACAUAGAAAGGCCCAAAGUACCGGUUUUGAUUUGGAUUUACGGGGGAGGCUACAUGAGUGGGACCGCUACUUUAGAUAUUUACGAUGCGGACCUAAUUGCAUCAACAUGUGAUGUCAUUGUAGCUUCUAUGCAAUACCGUGUUGGCUCUUUCGGAUUUCUGUAUCUAAAUCGAUACUUUCCUCGCGGAAGCGAAGAAGCUCCAGGAAACAUGGGUCUCUGGGACCAAAUAUUAGCUAUACGUUGGAUAAAAGAAAAUGCGGCCGCUUUUGGCGGAGAUCCUGAGCUUAUAACACUGUUCGGAGAAUCCGCUGGAGGUGGUUCUGUUAGCCUCCAUUUAAUAAGCCCUGUUACAAAAGGCUUAGCUCGACGAGGUAUUCUCCAAUCAGGAACUAUGAAUGCACCUUGGAGUUACAUGAGUGGUGAACGCGCUGAGGAAAUAGGAAAAGUCUUGAUUCAAGAUUGCGGUUGCAAUGUUUCGGUACUUGAGAGCAAUCCUCAACAGGUGAUGGAUUGUAUGAGAGCUGUUGACGCGAAAACAAUUUCUCUGCAACAAUGGAACUCAUAUUCGGGUAUUCUGGGAUUUCCGUCAACCCCUACUAUAGAUGGUGUACUUAUGCCGAAGCAUCCAAUGGAUAUGCUGGCCGAAGGUGACUAUGAAGAUAUGGAAAUUCUUCUAGGAAGUAACAGAGAUGAAGGAACAUAUUUUCUACUCUACGAUUUCAUCGAUUUCUUCGAAAAAGAUGGUCCAAGUUUUCUUCAAAGAGAAAAAUAUCAUGAAAUUAUUGACAGGAUAUUCAAAAACAUGAGUCGACUUGAAAGGGAUGCAAUCAUUUUCCAGUACACCAAUUGGGAGCAAGUGCAUGACGGUUAUUUAAACCAAAAAAUGAUCGGAGAUGUGGUAGGUGAUUAUUUCUUUAUAUGUCCUACGAACGACUUUGCGGAAUUGGCAGCUGAAAGAGGAAUGAAAGUUUAUUACUACUAUUUCACUCACCGCACAAGCACAUCUUUAUGGGGUGAAUGGAUGGGAGUGAUGCACGGUGACGAGAUAGAAUACGUAUUUGGUCACCCUUUAAAUUUAUCACUGCAGUUCAACUCUAGAGAGAGAGAAUUGAGUCUGAAGAUAAUGCAAGUGUUUACGAGAUUUGCUGGGACAGGAAAACCGGUGACGGACGAUGUGAACUGGCCUCUGUACACUAAAGAUCAACCUCAGUACUUCAUCUUCAACGCUGACAAGAACGGUAUAGGUCGAGGACCGAGAGCGACGGCCUGCGCUUUCUGGAACGAUUUCUUGCCCAAGCUUCGAGACAAUUCAGGUUCUGCUGAAGCUCCUUGCGUUAAUACAUACAUCAGUAACAUGGCAUCCACCUCAGAAAGAAAACUGUCGUCAACACAUCAUUUGAUCUUGCUUUUACUGAUGUGGAUUUUUGCACAACUUGGUGCUCUUUAAACGACAAACUGUUAAUAUACAUGAAGAUAGUUACACACAUAGUAGAAAGAGCUUGUGACACAAUGUAUUUUUAAAAAAGGAAUAACAAAAACCAUUUUUUGGUAUUAAUUAGGACAAAAUUAAUGUGAUUGUAUACGCAUGUAUUGGAGCAAUGCUUGAUAGGAUGAUUAAGACAUUGCUCGAAUAAAGAUGUAGUAUUUUAUUUUUAAGAGGUGAUUUUACUGUCGUUGAUAAACGACUUGGUUCAUUUAUUAGCGCUUACGACCUAAUACAAAUUAUAGGUCGUUUUGUGUGUUGUGGUCAAAAAUUGAUUUGUUGAAUA
Molecule: messenger RNA, 2360 nt
Organism: Diorhabda carinulata
Lineage: Eukaryota; Metazoa; Arthropoda; Insecta; Coleoptera; Chrysomelidae
Product: acetylcholinesterase
Exons: 6
Coding region: 146-2038 (630 amino acids)
Biological process (GO): choline metabolic process; acetylcholine catabolic process in synaptic cleft
Cellular component (GO): plasma membrane
Molecular function (GO): acetylcholinesterase activity
Source: RefSeq, a predicted model, not a curated record